CAGGACGGGCGUGGGGAAGGAACAGUUAAUGAGAGCGCCCGCUGUGCACGUUACAACAAAGGGCUGGCAGCUCCUGGAGGAAGGGCUCGGGAGCCGCGCUCAGACUUGUCAGUCAGCAGAGCAGCAGCCGGCGCCGCCCGCCCGCCUGGCGCACCCUCAUUACAUGUGUCUGUCUGGCUGACCGGUGUGUCCGUCUGCUCCCAGACGCCGCUGCCCCGCCGGCGGCCCCGGCUGCUCCCUGGCGGGACUGAGGGCGGAUUUGUCCGGCUCCCGGUCACCCCUGCCCCUCUCCCAGGGAGGCUCCUGACCUAUGGUGGCCGGGGACUUCCUGCAGCUUAGGCCGGGCUGGGACUCCUAGGAUGGACGAGGCGGCGCUGCUGCGGGAGCGGCUGCAGGCCAUCACGGAUAAAAGGAGAAUACAGGAGGAAAUCUCCGAGAAGCGCCUGAAGAUAGAGGAGGAGAAGCUGCAGCACCAGCACCUGAAGAAAAAGGCCCUGCGGGAGAGCUGGCUGCUGGACGGCGUCGGCGGCGGCGGGAAGGAGCAAGAGGAGCUGAAGAGGCAGAACCAGCAGGACCAGCGGCAGAUCCAGGCCCUGGACCAGAGCAUCCUCAGGCUUGAAAAGGAGAUCCAAGACCUGGAAAGGGCGGAGCUGCAGAUCUCGACUCACGAGGAGGCGAUUUUAAAGAAACUGAAAUCCGUGGAGAGGACCCCGGAAGACAUAAUAAGGUCUGUGAAGGUGGAAAAGGAAGGAACGCCGGGAGAGUCGAUUGAAGACAUCUAUGCUAAUAUCCCCGACCUUCCAAAAUCCUACGUCCCUUCCCGGUUAAGGAAGGAAAGAAAUGAUGGACUAGAAGAUGAUGAGCAAAAUAGAAAAGCGCUGUACGCCAUGGAAAUCAAGGUGGAGAAAGACCUGAAGACGGGCGAGAGCACGGUCCUGUCCUCCAUCCCGCUGCCGUCGGAGGACUUCACGGGCGAGGGGGUGAAAGUGUACGACGACGGGCGCAAGUCGGUGUACGAAUGCCGGCCCACCACCCCGCAGCGGGAGAGAGCCGCCCCCGGGCCCCCCCUCCAGGAAAGGAGCCAGAGGCAAGCGAAUGGACUGGGAGGCGACAGGAACCACUCCGUCCACCACGUGGACAACGGGCUGUCGGGGGAGAGGGGCGACCGCUGGCAUCCUGACAGCCCCCCUCGAGGAGGGCUCGCUCGGAGGUUUGAGCGCCAGAGCCCUUCUCCCACGUGGCGGGCCGAGGAAGACGUGCGAUUCAACAUCGUGCACUCGCUGCCUUCUGACAUGGACGGCGCGGAGCCCGUGACCAUGAUCUUCAUGGGGUACCAGCAGGCAGAAGACCAUGCGGAGGAGAGGCUCCUGACGGGCUAUGACGGCGUCAUCCAUGCCGAGCUGGUUGUCAUCGAUGAGGAGGAGGGCGAGGGAGAAGCUGGGAAACCUGCCCCCCAGCCCAGGGCGCCCCACGGUCAGGCGCCCCAGCCGGCCAGGCCGACACCUCUCCCCAGGAAGAGAGCGGAGGUCAAGCCCCCAGAGCACACACGCCACCCUUCUCCCCACAGACACUCCAUGUCGCUGAGAGAGCAGGAAGAACGCCUGGGCAGCCCCGUCCACCCGCCUCCACACGCCACGCCGAUGGCCGGGGACGGCACGGAGGACCCGUCGCUCACAGCUUUAAGGAUAAGAAUGGCAAAGCUGGGGAAAAAAGUUAUCUGAGAGGUGUACCGUCUACAUAAACAUACUUUGGAGAAGAAACUACGAAAUGUUUGCCACUUUCUCUCCUGGAUACUGUGUUUCUUUCUUUUUCUUUUUGAUCCAAAAAAAAUUACGAUUAUAUCCAUAUUAAGCCAUGUGAGUAAGCAGUAGCCAUUAUUUGUAAAAUAUAUAUAUAUAUUGCAAAAAAGCUGGGAGAACGAACACUCAGCUUUUCCAGUUACUUGACAUGAUUCAGUGGGGGUGAAAACCAGAAUAUUUUUAUUGUCUUGAUACCAAAGCAUUUCUAAUAAGAGCUUGUUAAAUUUAAGAAUAAAGUUAUUUAAAAUAG
Myotis davidii is the source of this 2049-nucleotide messenger RNA. RefSeq names its product palmdelphin (gene PALMD). Gene Ontology annotation, cellular component: cytoplasm; membrane. NCBI's taxonomy places the organism in Eukaryota, Metazoa, Chordata, Mammalia, Chiroptera, Vespertilionidae. The record is from RefSeq and is a predicted model, not a curated record. Gene Ontology annotation, biological process: regulation of cell shape.